GCCGGCGGCUUUCUCUCGUCUACUCAUGUCCUUGCUUGACCUCCCGCUCGAGCUCUUCAUCGACAUACUCUCGCAUGCACUCUUUCUUCACCCCAAACCCGCAGACGUUCUCUGUGUUGCGCAUGCAUUUCGCGUACACGGCGAGCGCGUGCUGCACACUAACCUCCGCUUCCGGACCGUGCGCCAGCUCGCGCUCUUUGGUGCCUCACAGAAAGUCAACGGAGAGUGUAAGCUAGCAUGUGCUGCUAAGACACUCUACGUAACAUUACCCGGAGGGACAGCUAGUUCUAAUGUCUUCUUGCUGCUUGCCAGUGUACUGCGUCGCUGCCGAGCUGCGUGCGACAACCUUGCAGAGGUACAAGCUCCGGGAGAUAAGGUCCCACUAAAUGUUCUUCAACUAUGCCUCCACUCGCACAUGCGCACCAAUGUUCAACACAUCUAUGACGCUCUUGUUCUUGCUGAUCCGCGAGAAUUCACUUGGAUCGGUCCAGACCCGCCGCACCACUUUUCCACUGCGAUUGUACCAGCAGCCACAAAUCAGCUGUUUCUCGCUAUCAGUACCUGGCCGAACAUCGUUCGUCUCAAAUUGGCCAACCUAUCCUUUCCCUCUGAUCCCCUCUGCACCGGCUCGCGCACACUCGGGCCGCCGCUGACGUCAAUAACUCCCCUCCUGCCUGCGCUCCCUACUCUACGGUCACUGGCCCUCGGUCAGGCGACGCUACUUCCCCCGGGUGCAAUCGCCGCGAUGCUCUGUCCAUAUCUGCAUGGGCAAGAGGGCAUGGAUGCACUGGAAGAGGUUUGCCUCGUGGACGCAUACAGCGAGAGCAUCUGGGGCCCACGGAUACGUAGGAGAGACAUUGAGCGUGCCGCGGCGGCACUCGUCCGCGGGCUCAGCCUCGAUGAAGACACGGCUAAGCAUGCAGAGGCGGAAGUACUUUCACGGAUACGGAGGAUCGUCAGAUGCGAGGCACUGACGGAGAGGCUCAUGGGCGGGGAUCGAGUCGAGGGUACUACAGUUCUAGAUUGAGAUGUUCAUCGAGGGAGCGUUACACUCGUGGGUCGGGCGGCGAUUCGUAGCGUACUAGAGGUAUUGUGGUCGAGGUGCGUUGAAUCUCCGGAACGACAUGUACAUGAAGACAAGCCGAGCGGCGGUGUGUAUCGCAUGUCAUUGGAGUCGU
Molecule: messenger RNA, 1178 nt
Organism: Rhodofomes roseus
Lineage: Eukaryota; Fungi; Basidiomycota; Agaricomycetes; Polyporales; Fomitopsidaceae
Exons: 4
Coding region: 26-1027 (333 amino acids)
Source: RefSeq, a predicted model, not a curated record